CAAAGAAUUCAACAGUGUCCAGUUGAAUAAGAACCGCGAUUUCGAACGGAUUGUUAAGAAGUUUUGGUCUCAAGAAAACUACAGUCUAAAAAAGUUUUAUUCUUUUAGCUGUAGUUAAGUUUAUAAUAAGAAAAUAACGAAAGAAAGCAAAUUAUUUUUAAAAUGAAUUUCAAAAUGAGAAAUUGUGGGAUGACCACAAUAAAAUACAUUCUCUUUGGAUUUAAUAUCAUAUUUGCUCUAUCGGGUCUUGGCAUCUUGAUAGCUGGGGCUUUAGUCCUAGCUGACGUCAACGAAUUCAACCACUUUAUCGAAGGACAAAUAACAGCACCCCCAAUAGUGCUUAUUGUUACUGGAGCCAUUAUUUUCCUUAUCGCAUCACUUGGUUGCUUUGGUGCCAUAAAGGAAUCACCAUCACUCUUGAUAAUGUAUGCAUUUAUGCUAGGCAUCGUCUUUAUCGUCGAGCUAGCUGUUGGCAUUGCAGCAAUAGUCUACAAAUCUGAUCUUGAAAUGAUUCUCAAGAACUCACUGAUGGAUUCGAUAAAACGUUCUAACGACGAUGAUCUAAAAGCCUGGGACAACAUCCAGAGGAAGCUCAUGUGCUGUGGAGUUGAUAAUCCAUCCGACUGGCGUGGUAUCAGCAGGGACAAGACUCUGAGGGCCAGUUGCUGUCGACCGGAAUACAUCGACGAGGCCGUUGGUAACUGCAUAGAUGCUCUCCCACUGGGGAAAGAUAAAUACUUCCAGGAUGGAUGUGUUGGAAAACUUAAGGACCGUGUUGACAAGAAUGCCGUUAUUCUUAUUGGCGUAGGACUUGGUAUUGCAUUUAUACAAAUUCUUGGAAUUGUGCUGGCACUAUACUUGGCUUCCAAAAUACGUGACGAAAGAAUGAAAUAGAAAGCUGGUUUUCCAAAAAAUUAACUACCACAAAUUCGAUCUACGAACAAUAAUGUCAUCCAGCAUUUUAUAUUUUGAUAAAUUUUCUUAGAAAAUCAAAUCAUAAAUUAAUUUAAGUAACAACAAUCAGGGAAAAUAAAACUAUGCCAUCUUAAUUUCACCAUCAAAUAAUAUUAUGUACACUCUUUAUAAUAUAAAUAUACUAAUGGUAUCUACAUACAGUACAUACCUUAGUAUAAUGCAGAUGAUAUAUGUUUUCGGUUCUUAAUAAAUGUUGUUUUUUGUUUUUGAAAAACAUGCAUUUUAAAAAACAAAAUAAUUCAACUUUGGAAAGCACUAUAAAACUUACUUCAUUAUAUUUAUUAUGUUAUAGGUAAAGAUUUUCUUUAGAAUAAAUUUGUAUACGAUUGUUUUAUUUUAUGAUUUUAUGUUAAAUUAAUUUGUUAAUUUAAAGGAUCCACACUAAUUUAUUAAUAAUAUAAAAAUAUUGAUAUUUUUAAGAGUUGAAUUUGAAAAAAAAAUCGCAUCAAUAAAAUUAUUUAAAAAAAUAA
Eupeodes corollae is the source of this 1445-nucleotide messenger RNA. RefSeq names its product 23 kDa integral membrane protein. The transcript is spliced from 5 exons. The coding region runs from base 163 to 894 and encodes 243 amino acids. The record is from RefSeq and is a predicted model, not a curated record. Gene Ontology annotation, cellular component: membrane. Lineage: Eukaryota; Metazoa; Arthropoda; Insecta; Diptera; Syrphidae.